AUGAUUGACGUAAAAUAUGGACUUUACAACCAUGGUUUACCAGAUAGAUUUGAGGGUCAUUCAUUUGUAGGUGGACUUAAUGUUGAUGAUCAACAACAUAUUGUUGAUUUGACAAACCGUCAUGUUCCACCAAGACACAUAUUAUUGUCAUUGCAAGAACGAGAUUUGAAGAAUGUGAUUGGGGUCACCCAAAUAUAUAAACAUAAGAGUAAGAUGCAGAAAGACACCAGGGGUCCUAGAACGGAAAUGCAACAUUUGUUUAAGCUGAUAGAGGAUUUAGGUUAUGUUUAUUAUAGUAGGAAAAAAGAUGAGUCAAAAGUUGUGAGAAAUAUCUUUUGGGCCCACCCAGAAUCAGUGAAGUUGUUGAAUAUGUUUCCUAGUGUGUUGAUUAUGGACAGUACAUACAAGAAAAAUAAGUGCAUGCAACCUUUGUUUGAAGUAGUUGGUAAGACAUCAACCGAGUUAACAUUUUUUGUUGGAUUUGCCUAUAUGGAAUCUGAGAAAACAAAGAAUUUUUGUUGGGUAUUGGAUAAGUUGAAACAGUUGUUUACUAAGCAAAGGUUAUGGCCACGAGUGAUUUUAACUGAUAGAGAUCUUGCUUUGAUGAAAGCAAUUGAAACAGUAUUUCCAAGGAUAGUUAAUUUGCUUUGUCGAUUUCAAAUCAACAAAAAUGUGAAAGGAAAGUGCAAGAAGGUUGAGUUUGCGCAUUCGAAACUAAAGCAGAUGUUGAAGAACGGAUUAGGUGAUUUGUGCAAAUGUUGGAAGGUAAACAUGAAUGAGGUAUUUAUGUUUCCACCGAUCAGAUUGGAUUGGAAGAAGCAUCGCACACCAGAUGCAACUUCUUGGAUGAUAGGAUUUGUUGGAUGGUUACAACAUUGGCAACACCUUACACCUGUAGUGUUGCAAUAUGUUAGAUUAUAA
This is a messenger RNA of Lathyrus oleraceus (garden pea), 921 nucleotides long. RefSeq names its product protein FAR1-RELATED SEQUENCE 5-like. Lineage: Eukaryota; Viridiplantae; Streptophyta; Magnoliopsida; Fabales; Fabaceae. The record is from RefSeq and is a predicted model, not a curated record. The transcript is spliced from 3 exons. Bases 1 to 921 code for a protein of 306 amino acids.